CUGUUGAACUGGAUCUUCCGGUGGGCUCCAAUGCUACUCUGAGAUCCAAACUGGAAAAACUGGAGGAGGAUCAUGUUGUCUCCUGGUCAUUCGGCAAACUGUGUCCUGAAAGAGAAAUCGCCAACAAUAAAAAAACUCCAGUCAUCAUGGAGAUAUUUUUGAUAAUGUGAUUCUUAAUCUAACUAAUGGAGACCUGACAAUCCCUCAGAUCACAAAAAGCUUUAGUGGAAAAUAUUAUUUUAGGAUAUUAAAGGGUGGAUAUCCAUACAUUUCAGGAACAUAUGAUGUCAGCGUGUUCGAUGGUUAUGUGAAUAUUCGGUGGGCUCCAAUGUUACUCUGAGAUCCAAACUGCAAAAACUGGAGGAGAAUAAUGUUGUCUCCUGGUCAUUCGGCAAACUGUGUCCUGAAAGAGAAAUCGCCAACAAUAAAAAACGCCACAGUCAUCAUGGAGAUAUUUUUGAUAAUGUGAUUCUCAAUCUAACUAAUGGAGACCUGACAAUCCCUCAGAUCACAAAAAGCUUCAGUGGAAAAUAUUAUUUUAGGAUAUUGAAGGGUGGAUAUCCAUACAUUUCAGAAAUGUACGACGUCAGCGUGUUCGAUCCGGUUUCUGUUCCCAACAUCACCAAGUUGACGGUUCCACCAACCCACAGUGGCUGCAGCCUGACCUGUUCAGUGGACAACGGGCCUGGAGUGAACCUGACCUGGUUCAGAGGAAACGCCAACGUCAGCUGCAUCAGCAACCAGAGCGUCUCCGUCCUCGCUCUGCCGCUGCACAUCCAGGCGGAGGAUUCCUCCACCUACAGCUGCCAGGCACAAAACCCCGUCAGCAAGCAGAGAAAAGCUCUGGACUCCCAGCGCCUCACGUGUCGCAACGCAGGAACAGCGAAGCUUUGGGUUGGACCGGUGAUUGGGGGUAUUAUUGCUGCCACUCUGGUCAUCAUUGCUGCUGCAGGUCUUUUCACCUAUUGCAUAAAAAGGAAAAAAGGUUGUCAUGUUAGAAAUCGUCUAAGAUCUCAGUCAAACCAAGAGACUUCGCCUCAGAACUGCAGCUCCUCUCUGACAAGUGAAGAAUAUCUGCUGCAAAACGUUCAAGGAUCAAGUUAUGAGACAGUAAAGUGACGUGGUUCACUGACCUGCUCCACCCAAAGGGAAGAGAUGGAGAACAUCGACCGCUGUUGAUCUCACAGAGAAACUGAACAUAAACAAUUCAAUGUGAUUUUAUUUUAAUCUUUGAAUGUAAAUCCCUUACAUGUUUCAUUUCCAUAUUUUAA
Molecule: messenger RNA, 1271 nt
Organism: Poeciliopsis prolifica (blackstripe livebearer)
Lineage: Eukaryota; Metazoa; Chordata; Actinopteri; Cyprinodontiformes; Poeciliidae
Product: carcinoembryonic antigen-related cell adhesion molecule 1-like
Exons: 6
Coding region: 577-1119 (180 amino acids)
Source: RefSeq, a predicted model, not a curated record